AUUAUCCGCGGAGUUAACAUUGGCGGUGUUUUCCUCAUCGAGCCGUUCAUCAAGCCCAGUCUAUUUGACCAGUUUCUCAUUCUAAACGAGGCUGACCGCCCAGUCGACGAAUGGACGUUUUCUGCCACACUGGGCAAACAGGAAGCGCGCAAGCAGCUCGAAGAGCACUGGAACACAUUUGUGACCAAGGAGGAUUUGGAAACCCUGGCUGAAUAUGGAAUCAACUGGAUUCGUAUUCCAAUCGGGUACUGGGCAUUCAACAUAACUGACGACGAGCCGUUUGUCGACGGCCAGAUUCCAUAUAUCGAGCGUAUGCUCGAGUGGGCCAGAGACAUUGGUUUGAAGGUUGAGCUGGACUUGCAUGGUGCCCCGGGAUCGCAAAACGGCUUUGAUAACUCUGGCCGCCGCGGCUCUCCCCAAUGGCUGCACUCCAGGACAAAUAUUGACCGCACACUCGAUGCCCUGAGUAAAAUGUCCCAGCUGGCCGCCGAGUGGGAAGAUGUCGUGUACGGAAUCCAGAUCAUGAAUGAGCCCUCACGCUGGAAGUGGCCGGCAGCCGACAUCUUCAAGUUCUACAACGAGGCAUACGAGCUUGUGCGUGGAAUAUCGCCGGAUACAUACUUUAUGAUCCACGACACCUUCCUCAGCCCCAACGACUGGCCGUCCUUAGUCAACACUACCUGGACUAACGCACUGAUGGACACGCACAUCUACCAGAUGUUUGACGAGUACGUGGUGUCCCUAGACGAAUCGGCGCAUAUUGACCUGGUGGCCAAGAUGGCCGAAAACAUCACUAUUUUUGACAGGUCCCAGCUUGGCGUCGUUGUCGGAGAGUUCUCGGCAGCCACGCACGACUGCACAAAGUAUAUCAACGGGCUGGGCCGCGGCAGCCGUUGGGAGGGCACGCUGGAGGGAAUGGACCGGCCUCACUGCCCAUUCGACACGUGCUCGUGCACUGGCGACUACGGCAGUAACUAUAAGGAGUUCUCGACGCACUAUAAGCGGUUCCUCAGGCGCUACGUCGACGCACAGCUGGCAAUAUACGACAGGGAGAUUCUCGGAUGGUUCUACUGGAACUUUAAGACCGAGGGCGCACCCGAGUGGGAC
Molecule: messenger RNA, 1107 nt
Organism: Kickxella alabastrina
Lineage: Eukaryota; Fungi; Kickxellomycota; Kickxellomycetes; Kickxellales; Kickxellaceae
Exons: 1
Biological process (GO): glucan catabolic process
Cellular component (GO): cell surface; extracellular region
Molecular function (GO): beta-glucosidase activity
Source: RefSeq, a predicted model, not a curated record